Conger conger (European conger) is the source of this 3558-nucleotide messenger RNA. RefSeq names its product DEAD (Asp-Glu-Ala-Asp) box polypeptide 31 (gene ddx31). The record is from RefSeq and is a predicted model, not a curated record. Gene Ontology annotation, biological process: ribosome biogenesis. Gene Ontology annotation, molecular function: RNA helicase activity; nucleic acid binding; ATP binding. The transcript has 21 exons. Gene Ontology annotation, cellular component: nucleus. Bases 339 to 2606 code for a protein of 755 amino acids. NCBI's taxonomy places the organism in Eukaryota, Metazoa, Chordata, Actinopteri, Anguilliformes, Congridae.
ACGCAUAGAUGGGGGAGGGGCUACUUGGUAGAAACGAGGUAUACGAGGACCCCAGCGUUGCAAGCACGGUGCAGUAUUAGCAGAACCUCUCUGGUGCAUAAAUAAAUGUGUUGCACAACUUACUGACAAACCUAGAUCAUUUAUUCAAGUCUGACAGGUGAUCGUGUGAGUUUUCGUUCGGAAUGUGAAGGAAUCGUGUCACUGCAUGCGGAAUUUGGUGGAUUGUACCUGAUAAAUCAGGCACCUGGGAGGUCCGCAAAAUUGAACCGGAGGUACACACGUGGGUUUGACUGUGAAGAUUUGUCAACAGAGGGAAAGGUAAUAACAUUUAUACUGAGAUGGCAGAAGACACGUUGAUGCUGAACAUCACAAACUCGACAGCCCCAACCUUCAAUAUUGGAAACAAGAAAUUCAAGAGACCAUUCAAGCCAGCUGAUAAAUGGAAAAAGAAAAGAGCUGAGAAACGGAAAGCAUCAGAGAGACCCCAAGAGGCCCCCCCUUCCAAACAGAAACCGCAGCCUGGCCCCCAGCAGAAGCCUUCCAAGGCUCAGAAGGAGGAGCCCUCCAAACGCUGCCCAAAAAGCCCUCCCGUUAAACCGAUUGAAGAAACUGCAAAGAAGGAGGGGUCGCAGACGCGACCAGGAAAACGUGCGCAGAACUCUACUGGGCCUUCUAGACCCCAACAGAGGAGUCAGUUGGAGGAGAGGAGAGACGAGGAAAGGCCCUUUAUCAAGACAUCCUCGCUGUUCAGAAAUAACCCUGACAUCCCAGACAUUCACAGGUCUGAGGUGACCCAGGUGAAGGAGAAGGUGUUCACCAGUGACUCCUUUGCAGAACUGGAGCUCCACCCCCAUCUGCUGUCCACCCUCAAUAAUGUGCUGAAAGUGACCAGCAUGACCAGUGUACAGAAGGAGACCAUUCCUGUGCUUCUGAAUGGGAGGGAUGCAGUGGUGCGUUCACAGACUGGCUCAGGUAAGACGCUGGCCUAUGGGAUCCCACUGGUGCAGUCUCUGCAGGCCACGCAACCUAAAAUCAAGAGAGGGGACGGUCCGCUGGCUGUCAUUGUGGUGCCCACUAGAGAGCUGGCCCAACAGAGCUUCCAGAUCAUCCAGAAGCUUCUGAAGCCCUUCACCUGGAUCGUCCCCGGGGUCCUGAUGGGAGGGGAGAAGAGGAAGUCGGAGAAGGCCAGGCUGCGGAAGGGGAUUAACAUCCUGAUCUCGACGCCGGGCCGACUGGUCGACCACAUCAACAACACGCUGAGCAUCGCCUUCAGCGCCGUCCGCUGGCUCAUCCUGGACGAGGCCGACAGGACUCUGGACCUGGGCUUUGAGAAGGACCUGACGGUGAUCCUGAACGCCCUCAAUGCCACCGGCCCAGCCAGGCAGAACGUGCUGCUGUCCGCCACCCUCACUGAAGGUGUGUCUAGGUUAGCCAACAUCAGCCUGAAGGAACCAGUCAGCAUCCAGGUAUCUGAGCAUUCUGCAGCAGCAGGGUUGACCUCUGACCCUGGAGCGGUGAUGCCGGACCCUGCGGGCCCCGGUCUGACGGAAAACUUCGCCGUGCCAGAGAAGCUGCAGCAGCACGUGGUGGUGGUGCCCAGCAAACUGCGCCUGGUCUGCCUGGCUGCCUUUAUCCUGGGCAAAUGCAAGUUUGAGUCUGGAAACAAGCUGAUCGUCUUCCUGUCCAGCUGCGAGGCGGUGGAGUUUCUGCUCUCCCUCUUCACCACGGUGCUGUGUGGGAAAGCGGACCCGGCUGCCUCACCCGAACAGCGCCCCCCGCUGGCCUUCCUUAGACUGCACGGCAACAUGGCGCAGGAGGAAAGAACAGAGGUGUUUCAGGAGUUUUCUCAGGCCAAGACUGGCAUCUUGCUCUGCACGGACGUUGCAGCUCGUGGGUUGGACCUUCCCCAGGUGACAUGGAUUAUACAGUACACCCCCCCGGUUUCGGCAGCCGAGUACGUGCAUCGCGUGGGCCGCACAGCGCGCAUUGGAACCCGAGGAAACAGCCUCCUCUUCCUCACUCCUUCUGAGACCACCUACCUGAACGUGCUGGCCAAUCACAAUAUCGGCAUGUCAGAGAUGGUGAUGGAGGACAUUUUGGCGAACCUCAUGCUGGACGACCGUUUCAAAGGCAGGGGGAAGUGGGACAACAAGAGGAGCUCAGGGGCCCUGCAGCAGGAGAUUCGGGAAAGGGCCACAGUCCUGCAGACGGAUUUUGAGAACGUCGUUCACGCAAACAAGGACUCUGUGCAGACAGCCAAGAAAGCUCUGCAGUCGUUCCUGCGGGCGUACACCACCUACCCGACCAGCGUGAAACACGUCUUCCACAUCCGCCACCUCCACCUGGGCCACGCCGCCAAGAGCUUUGGGCUCAGGGACGCCCCCCAGGGCUUGUCCUGCACCGGGGCAGGGGCACGGGGCGGCAAGGAGAGGGGCAAGGAGAAGGGCAAGGGCAAGGAGAAGAGACCCCCCAGGACGCUGAGCGGCAAGGAGCGGGUGGCCAGCCUGAUGCGCUCUGAGUACGCCAGCGGAGCCGAGGACUGCGCCCCCAAGAAGAAGAAGAGGAAGAAGAGGCAGGCCGCGGAAGGCGAGCAGACGCCCGACUAGCGUCCGGCGAGACCCACGCUGUGAGGGGGUUCACUGCCUCCCCCCCCCCCCCCUCCCUGGGGCUCAGUACGCCUCAGAAAUGCUUACAGCACCAGCCCUGUGCCAGACCUCACCACACACAGUGUGACCGCCGAGCUCUGAAUGGUAAAGUCUAUACGCAAAGGACAGGAAGCAGUGAGCGAUUUUCCCCUGUCCAACUGGCACAUAAUGGACCUUCCUUCUUAUAUCUGUAUCGUAUAUUGGACAUGAUGGGAACAAGUGACUCGCCUGCAUGCAAUUAGGGACAUUCACCCGUUUUUUUUUUCUCAGUUCCGUGCACCGUUGCCUGCAGACCUACACUCAGAAAUAGUGACAAGGAAUAGAAGGAACAUUUUAGUUCUCCAAGGAUCCCAAAUUUCCCAAAUGUACCCCGAAGGUACAGUAAUGUUCUUUUUGGGUAAAAAUUGGUAUGUUUUCCAAGCAAAAAAUUUACAAAUUAGGGGUACAAUUUUUUGCACCUAUUGGGUACCCCCCCAAUGACAAGCCUUUGUACUUUUUAGGCACUUUUCGUACCUUUAUUUCUGAGUGUAUGUAUGACUGCCUAAACAAAGCAGGCCUGACAGACAAGGUGUAGGAUGCCAAGUUUGACCAGGAGGACCAAAGGCCUCUGUAUCUGACCCACCUUCCACCCCUGUCUCAAAUGUGUGUUUAAUCAACUUGUCCAAACCUGAUACACACAGCUAGUGGUCACUGGUGUUACCUCUAGAGCAAGAGAUUGUCAUUGUUGUUUUUUUAUUUCAUGUCAGCGUGGGAAAUUCAAGACUCACACAUAAUUCUCAAAUACAAUGGAUGGACAAUUAAGUGCUUGAAACAUCUAACCUGGGCAGUUUGAUAAUGUUUGUUUUUUAAAUGUAAUUAUCUUUUAACUGUAUUUCUAUGUAAAGUUCAGUUUAAAGGAGGAUGAUUCAGCUGA